Aspergillus terreus NIH2624 is the source of this 972-nucleotide messenger RNA. RefSeq names its product SGNH/GDSL hydrolase family protein. Lineage: Eukaryota; Fungi; Ascomycota; Eurotiomycetes; Eurotiales; Aspergillaceae. The record is from RefSeq and is a predicted model, not a curated record. The transcript is spliced from 7 exons. Gene Ontology annotation, molecular function: carboxylic ester hydrolase activity. The coding region runs from base 1 to 972 and encodes 323 amino acids.
AUGUGUCGUCUCGCCGUCAACUUCGGGCCACAUACAUCAGAAAACGUGCUCGUUGCCUACCGAAUCGGCGGCCUCGACUGGGAGUUCUCUAAUGUCACGGCCAACGCGACAUACCAGUUUGUCGGCCCAUGGACGACUGCCCUCAAUACUACGCAGAACUCGGACACUAAAGCAUUUGAGAUGCGCGUGCAGAUUGGCGGAAUUUUUGUCCACAAAGAUGCGCAAUUAGUGAAGCCCCCCGAGUUCAACAAGACAGUCGAAAUUAUUGGCGAUUCGUUGGCAGCCGGCCAAUAUGCCACAUACGAAGGGCUCGCUUCCUGGGCGUUCAAUUUCGCCGCUGGACUUGGCAAUGUUGAAUACUCGAUCACAGCCUAUCCGGGUAUCUGUCUGGUGGAUCAGAAAUGCUAUGGAGGCACCGCGCGUGGCAUGACACACCAAUGGCUCCAGAUUCCAGACGUGGGAGCCCGCGCGAAUGCAACCUACGGCAAUCGCUCGGUGCCAUGGGAUCCAACUGCGCGACGGGCAGCCGACUUAGUUGUCAUCAAUCUGGGGACGAACGACAGUCGCGACCCCAACAAUAUCCCCGGCGGGGAGUUCUACAACGCAUACGUGGGACUCGUGGACGAAAUACACCGGGUUUGGCCUGCGACACAGAUCAUCCUCAUGGGGCUCUGGGGUGAAUUUGAGGCGACCGGGAACACCUAUGUCCAGAAACCGCUUUAUGUUUCGGAUAUCCAACGCGUAUAUCAGCACUUCGAGGGCCACGGGUUUGUGCACUACUUCGACACCAAGGGCAUCUUGCAACACAACGAUAUCGCCCCGCGGGACCAUCCCACGGACGUGGGACACUUGAAGAUCGCCAGCCAUCUCUUGCAGUGGGUGAAGAUCAAGCUGGGCUGGGAGUUGGGAGCGACAGGGCCAGAGGUGCAACAUGAUACCUUGUACUGGAACAAUGAAGAGGCGUAUAAAUAG